AUGAUGCAGAACAUUAAUCGCCAAAACUAAUACAGACAACGAGGGGCAAAGUAGGGGAUAGAAACUAGGAACUCCAUUAACCCACCCGAAUCCCUCAACUCUCUGGUCGCCUUAUGGCACUCAGCCCGUUGAAAGGAAGAACCAAAGUCAGCAAUUUCGUAGGUUCUAAUAAUCCGAGCAUUAAGGGAUUGGUGUUAGCUGGACGCAAACAUAAUGGCCACCAUCUCAGUCAUGCUCCUUUCAAGUAAGAAACUUCCUCCUUCUUUUAGCCCAUGUCAGUUUGAAUCAAUGAGAUGAAGGUUUUGUCCGGUUUGAGAUAUAGGAACUUCCCAUCCGAGGCUUCGCUUGAACCUUCGACAAGCUCCCCCACGGUUUCAUUUAGCCUAUUUAAUUGUUUCAUUCAAAAGAGAUGGAGGAAACCCACUGUUUCUGCCCAAACCCGUUUGGAAGAUCGGGUAAGAGACUCCAAGUUAGACAAACUCAUGACCCACCUUAAUAGACUCAAGAUUAUUCUCAAAAUCAACCAACUGAUGUCAAAUCGCAAACGCGGUCCCUUUGUGUCCGUACAGUUGAUGUCCCGAUGGAGGAGCAUCAUUGGGCUUAAUGUCAGCAUCGGGUCAUUUAUUCACAAAUAUCCCCACGUUUUUGAGGUUUUCACACACCCAAUCAGGAGGAAUUUGUGUUGUAGAUUUACCGGGAAAAUGAAAGCCUUGAUAAAGGAGGAAGAGGUUGCUAUAAAACAGCAGGAACUGGAAGCUGUGAAGAGGUUGAAGAAGUUGUUGAUGAUGUCGGUAAAUGGGACUCUUCAUAUACAUGCAUUGAGGUUAAUUAGAAGAGAAUUGGGUUUACCGGAUGAUUUCAGAGCCUCCAUAGUUGAAAAAUACAAUGGAGAUUUCAGAUUGGUCGAUUUAGAGAUUGUGGAAUUAGUAGAUAGAGAUGAACGACUGGGAGUGGCUGAGAUCGAGAAAUGGAGGGAGAAAGAGUACAGAGAGAAAUGGUUGAGUGAAUUUGAGACCAAGUAUUCAUUUCCUACCAAUCUCCCAACAGGGUUUAAAAUUGAAAGAGGUUAUAGAGACAAGAUGAAGAACUGGCAAAGGCUUCCAUAUACAAAGCCUUAUGAGAGAAAAGAAGCCAUUCGUGUACGGACAUGUGGAGGAGUUGAGCGCUAUGAGAAGAGGGCCGUUGCUGUUAUUCACGAGCUGUUGAGCUUGACAGUGGAGAAGAUGGUUGAGGUUGAUCAAUUAGCUCAUUUUCGUAGGGAUUUUGCUAUUGAAGUAAAUGUGCGUGAAGUACUGCUAAGGCACCCGGGGAUAUUUUACAUAUCAAUCAUAGGGAAAACUCAAACUGUGUUUCUCAGGGAGGCAUAUAGUAAAGAGUGUUUGAUUGAACCGAAUCCCAUAUACACUGCACGUAGGAAAAUGUUGGGUCUUGUAUUGUUAAGGAGCAGGAAAACAAAACAAUUGCUGGCUUGUAAUGAAUUCAAGGAUGAAAUCUGUGCAGAAAAUGAGGAUGGUGGAAGGCCAGGAGAUUGGUUGGUUCCCUUAAUGGAGAGCUCUGAUCGCCAUGAUAUUGCGGGCGAUUUUGCUGACAUAUCUGAGUAAGACCACAGAUGGUUUGGAUAUCUAAAGUCCUUUUUAAAUGGAGAAGUGAGGUGUAAGUCUUUUUAAUUGAUUUUGUCAACCAUAUGAGAAUGACGACUACAGACCUGCUGCUAGUGCCAAGCUCGAAGCAGAUAAUUUCACUCCGUAGUACCUUUAAUCAAAUUUUGAAUUCAUUGUGGGAACUAGUUUUAACUGUUGACGAAGGUUUUCGAUUUAGGGCUGUGUAGUUUCUCUUUUAUUCUUCCUUUAUUGCUAAAUACAUGCUUUAUUGCUUUGUGACUUUAAAAUUAGGAGCUUUUCAAUCAAACAGUUCAAUAUUUAUUA
Prosopis cineraria is the source of this 1925-nucleotide messenger RNA. RefSeq names its product protein ROOT PRIMORDIUM DEFECTIVE 1. The coding region runs from base 294 to 1601 and encodes 435 amino acids. The transcript has a single exon. Gene Ontology annotation, molecular function: RNA binding. Lineage: Eukaryota; Viridiplantae; Streptophyta; Magnoliopsida; Fabales; Fabaceae. The record is from RefSeq and is a predicted model, not a curated record.